AUGCACACAUGCACCUCUGCACUUGUUCUUUACACUUCCUCCUCUCUUCGGUACUGCCUGCUGCACGCAGCAGGCACGCUCGCUCUUCCGCCUCUCUGCGGUGCACCGAUGUCGCUGGUGGACAUGGAAGAAGCUGAUACGGUGGAGUUUCUCUCCGAAGACAGCUGCUCAACUGUGUCCGCUCUUUCUCAGGAUGUCGCGACUACCACAGCAGACACGUCCCUGCCACUGGCUGCUAACACAGAUGAGGAGCAACUGCGUCGCCACACGAUGCACGAGUUUGCCUUUAUGCCGGAGCUGAGGCCGCAGCCCUCGUGGCUUGAGCAGAGCGGUAUCGCAGACGACAGACCAUUCACGUUCGUGACGGAGAUGAGCUGGAAUGCCGCGCACGCUGACCACCUCAUCGUUGCUGUACGGUGGCGGGUGGCGCUGGCUUCAUCUGGCACUGCGUUCCCCACACGCCACACAACACCUUGGGUGCCGUAUGCGGUGCCCCUCGCAACGAUCAUCACUACCCGCACAACGGCCAUGGCGGACAUGGCGAAUACCGUCACGAGCGCUACCAGCAGCAGCGGCGACGGAAGCGGCGCGACAACGCAGCCACUCGGCUCCGUGCAGCUGCGCCUUGGCCGCUCGACGUUCCUUCUCGCUGCCCAGCUCUCCUCGUUUGGGGCAGGCGCAUGGGGAAGCAACGUUGCCCGUGAGAGCCUCGCCAACGUGGCCGCCUCCAUCUCGCGAGCGCAGUGCACGUUGCACCUUCACUACGCGGCAGCCACGACACCGCAGGCGCCGUCCUUGACGCUAACCCGUCCGGUGUGUCGCUCCUUCGACAUAUUUGCCAUUUCCCCUACGACAACCCUCCUCGGGGUUGCCUUGCAGCCCCACCAGCGCUACCACAUCAAGCGGAAGCGGGGCACCGGCAAGUCAGCUCACACCGUGGAAGACCAGCCCUGCGACGCAGACGGCGUACUCACCUUGCGAGUGGGACUGCACUGCCAUGUGGAUGUCGCGUUGGACGGGGUACCUUCCGAGCCUCGUGCUGUCAGACGUACCGACACGUGCAGCUCCACCGUAACGAGCACAUACAAUGGCAGUCACACGCACACCACACGGAGUGGCCAGACGCAAGACGGCCUGGCGGUGCACCGGACGUUCGCAUGCCAGAGUGACGUAGCACGCGAACGCCAUGAGACGAUGAUGCAGCUACGACGCGGCUGGACAACGUCCCUCAUCACCGGCGACAGCACCGCCGUCUUAGCGACGCUGUCUGACGUGUCGGACCCCGUCGCGCUGAGCGGCACGAGUGACCAUGAGCAUGGCAGCCCUGUCGUCCCUGAGGGCCAGGAGGUGGCCGCCGCACCGUCGUACGCGCCCAACACAGAGUCGCUGGGCGACGCACUGCGAGAAUCACGGAAGCGGCGGCGGUCAACUACGACUCGUGGCAGCGCUGCUGAGGCCGUGGCCCGGCGAGCCAACGACGCGGAAGCGGUGAAAGGAGAGGAGGACAACGAGGCAGACGCCGCCGCAACACCAAGCGAGAUCGUUCUCUUCACGACAGGGAUACGACUCAGCGAUGCGGAGGAGAAGACACUGAAGGAGCUCGGCAGCCUCGUGAACCCACACCUGCGCCUGGCACGCUACGCCCGCGUUCUGGUGGCUCAGCGGCCGCUCGUGCGCAGCGUAAAGCUGCUCACCGUCCUGCCCUACGUCCACGACGUGGUACACCAGAGCUGGCUGGACGCGGUGCUGCACAAACGUACUCUCGACCUCCCGGUGGAGGGCUACGCUUACAAGGAGCGGAGGAUUGCCGGCAGCAUUGAGUCCGAGAACGGAUUUGACCUUCGCAAAACAAUGGGCAAAGCGCCGGCGGAGCGCCAGCGACUUUUCGCGCAGCAGAGGUUUUGGGUGCACAAGUCCGCCACCCCGCAGGAGCCGCCGAUGAACGACCUCAAGACGGUGCUGACUGCCUCCGGUGGCGUAGUCACACGGCGCGUUCUCGACGCAGACGUCCUCGUCCUGCCGAAUCACAAGCCCACCCUGUCGUGUUGGCGUGGCAUCGCGCAGCAGCUCGGGGGAGUCGCCAGGGCCUUGGCCUCGUCGACACCAGCGACGCUCUUGCAGUGCAAGCGAGCCGGCGUCCUGUUUGUGGUGCCAGACGACAUCUUCAAGUGUGUUCUACAGCAGCGCCCUCUCUCCGCCUCCACUAUUGCUCUUCCGCGGCAGUUUCAGACGGAGGCCACCUCCCCUCGAGGCAGUGCCGGAGCAGCCAGUGCCCGCCGACGCUCCUCUCAGUCAAAACGCGCGUCCACCACGCAGCGGUCUUCACAACCCAGCUCGCACAAGCGCGCGCAGUGA
Leishmania braziliensis MHOM/BR/75/M2904 is the source of this 2355-nucleotide messenger RNA. RefSeq lists its product as hypothetical. Bases 1 to 2355 code for a protein of 784 amino acids. The transcript has a single exon. The record is from RefSeq and is a predicted model, not a curated record. Lineage: Eukaryota; Euglenozoa; Kinetoplastea; Trypanosomatida; Trypanosomatidae.